Molecule: messenger RNA, 1140 nt
Organism: Cadophora gregata
Lineage: Eukaryota; Fungi; Ascomycota; Leotiomycetes; Helotiales; Ploettnerulaceae
Exons: 3
Coding region: 1-1140 (379 amino acids)
Biological process (GO): D-sorbitol catabolic process
Molecular function (GO): zinc ion binding; L-iditol 2-dehydrogenase (NAD+) activity
Source: RefSeq, a predicted model, not a curated record
AUGAAUGGUAAAUCCAUUCCAACACCUGGCGAUCAAACAUCCUCGACUUCCUUCGCGCCCCCUCUUCCGAAUCCUGCCCUCUACACUACUAAAGAUCACAGAAUCUACCAUGCUCCAUCGCCGCCACUAUAUCCUGGGCCAGAUGACUGCAUUAUUCAUUUCCGCGCCAAUGGCAUAUGCGGUUCCGAUCUACAUUUCUGGAAGACUGGAGAGAUAGGUACCUGUAUCGUGUCCUCCGACUACGUCCUCGGCCACGAAGGAGCCGGCGUAGUCGUCUUCACAGGUUUCAACGUGAAGCAUCUCGGCCCUGGUGAUCGCGUUGCCAUUGAGCCGGGAGUGCCUUGCCACGAAUGCCGCAAUUGCACAACAGGCGAGUACAACCUGUGUGCAGAUGUUCAGUUUUCCGGCGCACCGCCUUUUCACGGCUCGAUUCGUCGAUAUCACGUUCAUCGAGCGAAGUAUCUGCACAAACUGCCAGAUGAAUUGUCCUUCAGCGACGGCGCCUUGUUGGAACCUUUGAGCGUCGUAUUGCAUGCAUUUGAGCGCGUACCGGUUCGGUUGGGCCAGCCUGUUUUAAUAUGCGGCGCUGGACCAAUUGGCCUGAUUGCUUUGGCCGCGGCAAAGGCGAGCGGAGCGUGGCCGCUGGUGAUCACAGACAUUGAUGCUUCGAGGUUGGAAUUUGCGAAGAAGUUUGUACCAGAAUGUGAUGUUUAUCUGUCACCUCUGCAUGGUAAACCAGAAGAUAUCGCUGCCGAUAUUACAGCUUUAUUCACCGAGGGAGUCGGGAGCGAUCAACCAAGCGUUGUGUAUGAAUGCUCGGGCGUGCACAGUAGCUUUAACACAGCGAUAUAUGCGUGCCAGAGAGGUGGACAGGUCAUGAUUGUUGGAGUAGGGAAAGCUAUCCUAGAUGGGCUUCCGUUCAUGCAUGCGUCUCUCGCUGAGAUUGAUAUCAAAUUCAUUAAUCGGUAUCACCACUCAUGGCCAUAUGCGAUUCGUUUGCUGCAGUCUGGUUACAUCAAUCUGAGGCCACUGAUCACGCAUACUUUCCAACUGGAUGAUUGUGUGAACGCUCUACAGACUGCGGCUGAUCGGACGAAAAACUCAGUCAAGAUACAUAUUUUAGAUGGAGACCAAGAGUGA